Bombus huntii is the source of this 1469-nucleotide messenger RNA. RefSeq names its product protein CNPPD1. NCBI's taxonomy places the organism in Eukaryota, Metazoa, Arthropoda, Insecta, Hymenoptera, Apidae. Gene Ontology annotation, biological process: regulation of cyclin-dependent protein serine/threonine kinase activity. Gene Ontology annotation, molecular function: cyclin-dependent protein serine/threonine kinase regulator activity; protein kinase binding. The transcript has 5 exons. The record is from RefSeq and is a predicted model, not a curated record. Gene Ontology annotation, cellular component: cyclin-dependent protein kinase holoenzyme complex; nucleus. Bases 106 to 1311 code for a protein of 401 amino acids.
GUAUCAUAGCUUCAAAAUACGAUAUUUAUAAAUUGUUGUUUCCAUUUUUCAUAUAUACAUAUAUUAUUUAAAAAAAUAUUCAUUUAGUUUCAUUAGUGAUUUAACAUGUCGACUAUGUCAAGGAAAAGGAAAACCCCAUCGAAAUUAAAGAGCAUUGGUAAUCACGACGAAUUUUUAAAUCGUAUAUCGAAAUCUCUUUACUAUUCGAAAUUACCAGUAACUGAUUGCCUCAGUUUACCUGUAACCGAAUUGGCAGCAGAGUUAUUUACUGAAGUGAAAGGUGGUUAUACACUUGAAAGAUUAGAUGUGGAAGAGGCUAGCAGAAUAUCUAGAAAUGCAUGUGUUUCGCCAUGUUCCCUUGUUUUAGCAUUACUGUAUUUGGAAAGAUUGAAAGAUUGUAAUCCAGAAUAUCUUCAACAAGUGGCACCUUCUGAGCUCUUCCUUGUUUCCUUGAUGGUGGCUAGUAAAUUUUUAAACGACGAAGGAGAAGAUGAUGAAGUUUUCAAUGCUGAGUGGGCACUAUCAGGUGAUCUGACUAUAUUACAAAUAAAUCAGUUAGAGAAAGACUUUCUCAAAGCUAUUGAUUGGACUGUAUUUGUUCAUAAUCAAGAAUUUUGGGAAAGACUACAGAAAUUGGAGAAAGAUGUAGCUUACAGAGAAGCACAGAAAAGAGGCUGGUUUUCAUAUACAGAAUUAACUUGUCUAAUGAAUUCAAUGCAAUUAAUAGCAGUAGCACAAGCUGUAGUAAAUAUGUCAACCAUUUGUUUGGCAACAUAUACUGCAGGAGUAAUUACUCUUUUAGGCUCUGCCUUAGUUGCGAGCUACCUUCCAGGGACAGUACUUAGUCCAAGACAAAUAAAUAAUUCUACAGAUAUGAAAACAGAUUGUAAUCCAGUAAUGGAUAUAACCUCAUUGCCAAUUGAAAUUGAAAGUAUUUCAUCAGAAGAUAUUUUAAUUGAUGAUUUUAUAUAUACAUCCUUAAGUUGCAAUCAAUCUCAAGAAAAUUGUGAAUAUAUUAGAAUAAACGAGGCUACUGAUGCAAAUUGGAAAUGGUGGUUAAAUUCUAUGAUGAUAUGGCUACCGGAAUAUUCAGGUCUAGAGUCGACAAAAACAUUGCGUACAGCAAACGAUAAAACCGAAUAUGCAGACACGUCAAUGACAACAAAAUUUUUAUUCGACAUUACUAUGUCAGACGAACCUUUUAUAAAAUUUUGGAAACAAAUAUUGGGGAUUGAUUUAGAAAUUCUUCUGCACGACUGGAGAUAUUACGCGAACUGUGUUACAAAAUUGACACUCGAUCAUCAGCACUGAACAUCACAUAUCAAAAUAUUAAAAUUUAACAGGAUAUAUUGUCUAUAUUAGAAGAGUUUCCAAAAAAGGUAUAUAUAUAUUUUUUUUACUAACCUGUAACUGGCAAAAAAAAUUUCUUUACUAACAAAUCAUUUUUUCAAUAAAGAAUAUGAAAUAUG